UCACGGAUAACACCAAAAAGGAAGAUCAGCGUAGUAGUAUGGUGUUAUAUUAUUUGAGAUAAUAAUAUUAUAUUAAAGAAGUUAAGUAAUUUCUUCUACGUUAUUUCAGUAGUGUUUUCGGCACGGGGGCGGGCACUUACUAUCCAAUCCAAUCCAAUCGUAGGUAAACUGCAAACAUGGUGCGUAAUGACGGGCUUGACAAUUUAGCGCCUUCUACGUACGAACGGGCAAAAGAUCGAGAAACGACAGCGGAAGAAUUAGACGACAGCAUCGAAGAUGAAAUCGACGCACGAGAAAUAUUUGAUCACCUUAGGUCGAUCAAUGACCCUGAACACCCUCUCACGUUGGAAGAACUCAACGUGAUCGACAAGAACCACAUAACGGUGGACCCUGAGCAGAUGAUGAUCCGGGUGGACUUCCGGCCCACCAUCCCACACUGCAGCAUGGCCACCCUCAUCGGCCUGGCCAUCAGGGUGCAACUUCUGCGGCGCUUGCCACCCACCUUCAAGGUGGACGUCCGGAUCCUGCCUGGCACCCACGUCUCGGAAGUGGCCAUUAACAAGCAGCUGGAUGACAAGGAGAGGGUCGCCGCGGCUCUGGAGAACUCGCACCUGCUGCAGGUCGUCAACAGGUGUCUUGUGCCACGCUGAGCUCUAGCAAAACACGUCGCGCAGUAUUGGGUGGACAGUCUGUGCGAUUCUGGCUCCUAUGAUUUCAUUUUCGCUGCUCGUCAGGAUGUGUUGCUGUUGUGCUGUGUAAUAAACUUGCCGAUACACCUUGUAUACUAGGAGCCCCAAGAGCCCAGUCUAUCUUCUUUGGCAAGGGUUGCCAGAUGGCCAUAUGCAAAGAGCCAGAAAAAAAGAACAACUUUAAAUCAAGAGCCGGUUUUUUAUUCUUAUUUAUUUCCUGUCAAUUGGUGGCCACGGAAAAUUCCACUCAUAAAGUGAUUGCUCAUUAUGUUUUUGUAAUGCGUCCCCACUCGUGAAAUGAGCGCCUUGAAGUUCAGCUCCAGUGAUGUCGUUGCAGUCCUGGGCAGUGAGCAGCUUAGUUAGAUGUUUGUCUGCCAGGGCCGUACGUUGUCUUUUUCUGCCUUCAUUGUUGCAAAGAGUGGCUUACAGCAGUGCAAUGAUCCUAAUAUCGACACGUGUUCCUGGGAACCACUUGCUGCACUUGGACCCGCAAAGAGCCGCAAUUUACCACCCCUGUUCUACGGGAAAGUUUUAAAGUUGAAUAAAUUAAAUGGGGACAUGAAAUUAUGUGUGGUUGGACACUGGGAGCCGUACAACCGACACCAGAUCACGUGACUGCUCGUUAGCACUGCUCGGUGUUCUCCAGUUUCUUCUGCAACUGUUUGUGUGUGGAGAGGAAAGCUAACUCAGAAACGUCAGUUUUAUUCGUAAUAAAGCUAGCUAAACUAAAAGCA
Ixodes scapularis (black-legged tick) is the source of this 1423-nucleotide messenger RNA. RefSeq names its product cytosolic iron-sulfur assembly component 2B (gene galla-2). The transcript is spliced from 4 exons. Bases 177 to 650 code for a protein of 157 amino acids. Gene Ontology annotation, cellular component: cytosolic [4Fe-4S] assembly targeting complex. Lineage: Eukaryota; Metazoa; Arthropoda; Arachnida; Ixodida; Ixodidae. The record is from RefSeq and is a predicted model, not a curated record. Gene Ontology annotation, biological process: iron-sulfur cluster assembly.